GUUCAAAGAUACCCAACGGUAAAAGUAAAUGGCGUCCGUGAUAAAGUAAGACAAAAUUAUCCCAAAACUAUUAAUAUAGAUUCAGUUGUUGUAGAAUUUGUUAUUAAUUGUCUAAAUAUUAGUGUGUGUAUUAAACUCCAAAAAAAUUCGGAUAAUUUUACUAGAUGACUUUUGGAGGUGAGCGGAUGCAAUGAAAAGACAAUACUUUUUAAAAUAAACUAGAACAUGAUGACAUACAGAUGAAAAGCGACAUCUAAAGAAAAAUUAUCAUUGAUAUAAAUUCAUUCAUUUUUAGUGAAAAAAAAAAUCAAUUCUGUGAGUGGAGGAUGGAGGACUCUCUCAUGGGAAACAAGAAUUUUUGGACUGGUGAUGAUGUUAGUAAAGUAUUUGGUACAAAUGUUCAAAAUCAAACUUUGUUAAGUACCAAACAGUACAAGUGUAAUAUUUGUGAUAAGAUAUAUACUAAAGCAUGGAUGUUGGCAGAACAUUGUCGUGUUCACACACGUGAAAAAACUUUUUCAUGUGAUAUAUGUACUAAAGAAUUUUCUCAAGAAACUACUUUACAGGACCAUUAUCGAAUUCAUACAGAAAAACGAUACACUUGCGAUGUCUGCAAUGAACAAUUUUCUCGGAAAUUUACUUUAACUGUGCAUUGUCGAACACAUACAAUAGAAAAGCUCUAUUCUUGCGCUAUAUGCUGUAUAAAAUUUCGUCGAAAAAGGAAUUUGCAUUGGCAUUAUCUAACGCAUGUAAAUGAAAAACCCUAUUCUUGUGAUAUAUGCUGUAGAGACUUUUGUAGUGAAAGGAAUUUGAAUGAGCAUUAUCUAACGCAUGCAAAUGAAAAACCCUAUUCUUGUGAUAUAUGCCGUAGAGAAUUUUCUCAGAAACGUGAUUUAGAUGAUCAUUGUCGAAUUCAUAGAACUGUAAAACUCUAUUCCUGUGAUGUAUGCAGCAAAGAAUUUGUUUGGAAAUAUAAGUUGAAUAAGCAUUAUCGAACUCAUACAAAAGAAAAACCUUAAACUUGUACUGUAUGUUAUAAAAAUUUUCUCACUAAUAUUAUUUAAAUAAACAUUAUCGAAUUCAUACAAAAGAAAAUUCCUUUAUCUGUGAUGUGUGUAGUAAGGAGUUUUCUGAGAAAUUUAAUUUAAAUGCACAUUGUCCUUACUUCACAUGCGAAUAAAAAUCCUUGAUAUUUAGAUGUAUAUAGAAAAAAUAUUCUUUCAUAAAGAUUGUUUAAAUGUGAUUUAUCAAAUUCAUACAAAUGAAAAUAUCCAGAGUUUGCCUUUAUAUCUUGGAAAAUAUUUGGUGACCAGUGU
Messenger RNA from Argiope bruennichi, 1316 nucleotides. RefSeq names its product gastrula zinc finger protein XlCGF7.1-like. The record is from RefSeq and is a predicted model, not a curated record. Lineage: Eukaryota; Metazoa; Arthropoda; Arachnida; Araneae; Araneidae. Bases 327 to 1019 code for a protein of 230 amino acids. The transcript is spliced from 2 exons.